Molecule: messenger RNA, 2173 nt
Organism: Tripterygium wilfordii
Lineage: Eukaryota; Viridiplantae; Streptophyta; Magnoliopsida; Celastrales; Celastraceae
Product: GRAS family protein RAD1-like
Exons: 1
Coding region: 1-1572 (523 amino acids)
Biological process (GO): regulation of DNA-templated transcription
Cellular component (GO): nucleus
Molecular function (GO): DNA-binding transcription factor activity; sequence-specific DNA binding
Source: RefSeq, a predicted model, not a curated record
AUGGCUCCAGUUUACUUGUCAAGCAAGUUCAACAAUGGUGAAAGUAGUCUUGAAACAGUCAAUGGUCUUGAUCUUAGUCCUACAGCUAUGGCUUCUUGUCGCUACCCCUUUACGUCCCUGUUGGAUAAACAUAUCACUUCCAAUAUGAUCAUCCCUUUCUCCGAUCGUGAAUCCAGAGAUCAUAAGAGGCUCAAAAGAACACCGAGUAUACCAGAUCAUAUUGAGAGUAAUUGGAGUACUUAUAGUGGUGGAAGCAAUAAUAAUAGCAAUAGCUGCGAUGGCAGUCGAAUCAGCCUGCGAAAGCUGCAAUUUAGGGAUCAUAUAUGGACCUAUACACAGAGAUAUUUAGCGGCAGAGGUAGAGGUAGAGGCAGAGGCAGAGGAGGAAGCAGCAGCUGCGGCUAUUAGUGCCAAUUCUGCUGAAGAAGAUGGGAUUGCAGAUGGUAUGAGACUUGUUCAGCUUCUCAUAUCUUGUGCCGAGGCUGUGGGUUGUCGCGACAAGUCACACGCCUCGGCACUACUAUCUGAACUACGAUCCAACGCGCUGGUAUUUGGCUCUUCGUUCCAGCGCGUCACCUCAUGUUUUGUCCAAGGCCUAUCUGACCGUCUCUCGCUGGUUCAACUGCUUGGGACUGUCGGUUUUGUUGCACCAACGAUGAACUAUAUGGACGCUGCGCUGGACAAAAAAGAAGCAGCCUUACACCUUGUUUAUGAACUUUGUCCACAUAUUCAGUUUGGUCACUUUGUGGCAAAUUCAUCGAUAUUGGAAGCCUUUGAGGGAAAGAGUAACGUUCAUGUGGUAGACUUGGGCAUGAGCCUUGGUCUAUCACACGGACACCAGUGGCGCCAGUUGAUUCGCAGCCUCGCUGACCGUCCUGGCCAACCACUUGAACGCCUAAGAAUCACCACCGUUGGACUAUUCGUCGAAAAAUUCCAAAGCAUUGGGGAUGAGUUGGAGGAAUAUGCUAAGGAUUUGGGUUUAACUUUGGAGUUCUCGGUGGUCGAAAGCGACCUUGAAAAUCUUAGGCCUGAAGACAUCAAAAGAUAUGAUGGCGAAGUACUUGUUGUCAACAGUAUUCUUCAACUUCACCGGGUUGUUAAGGAAAGCAGAGGAGCUUUAAAUUCUGUUUUGCAGAUCAUUCAUGAGCUUUCACCCAAGACUCUGGUGCUAGUUGAGCAGGAUUCAAGCCAUAAUGGGCCAUUUUUUCUUGGGAGGUUUAUGGAAGCAUUGCACUAUUACUCUGCAAUCUUCGAUUCACUUGAUGCAAUGCUGCCCAAAUAUGACACAAGGAGAGCCAAGAUGGAGCAAUUUUACUUUGCAGAAGAGAUCAAGAACAUUGUGAGCUGUGAAGGCCCAGCUAGAGUUGAGAGACACGAGAGGCUGGAUCAGUGGCGCAGGAGGAUGAGCCGUGCUGGGUUUCAAGUUGCACCUAUCAAGAUGGCGGCUCAGGCCAAGCAGUGGCUUGGGAAAAAUAAGGUCUGUGAAGGGUACACUGUUGUGGAAGAGAAAGGUUGCUUGGUUCUUGGUUGGAAAUCAAAGCCAAUCAUUGCAAUCUCAUGCUGGAAGUGCUAGCUUUCAGCAUUCAAAUUUGCAGUUUCAAUUCAAUAAAUUGAACCAGGUUUGUGGAAAACUGGUUGGUUCUGUGUGUGAUCAAUAAUAUGUAUCUGAAGUGUUCUUCAGAUUUACUGUGUCAGUCUGCGCAUAUCAGGCAAAUGACAAUUUGGGUUUGAGAAUUAAUGGUUUGUUUUCAGUUUAAACAUCAUCUGUUCUGGUUAUUGAACAGCUUGGAAUAAAGAAAUUGUACUGGUAUUUUUCUUGUUCAUAUGGCUCUGUUUUUCUAUUGUAAAUAUAAACAUUCCUUGAUUCUUUCUUCACCUAAAAUCGACAAUGUAACUUGCUCACUCUUGUUGAAAUUACUAAGUAACUGGUGAUUGUCAUGUAUGAUCAGUCAUCACUAUUCUAUAACCUAGGAAACAAACCAAGAACAAGAACCCAGAACCCAAAAUAAUAAUUAAUAAAGGAGCGUGCAAACAAACAAAACAGAAUCAAUAGGGCAGAAACAUGAAGGGAUAUUUGUGUGUAACUUCACUAUGAAAGAAACUUUUUUAGUCACUGACCUGUGGAGAGAGGGACGGGUAGAGAGAGAGGGAGGGAGAUGGAAGCUGUAGGCGUG